This is a messenger RNA of Prunus mume (Japanese apricot), 1287 nucleotides long. Its product is annotated as fructose-bisphosphate aldolase, cytoplasmic isozyme 1. Gene Ontology annotation, molecular function: fructose-bisphosphate aldolase activity. Lineage: Eukaryota; Viridiplantae; Streptophyta; Magnoliopsida; Rosales; Rosaceae. The record is from RefSeq and is a predicted model, not a curated record. Gene Ontology annotation, biological process: glycolytic process.
CGGAGCUUGUCUAUAUAGAUUGUUUGCGGUGUAAGUUUGAUUUUGCACUUUGGUCCACUGUUAUCCAAUACCAUCCUAAAUCUCCAACCAUGUCAGCCUUUGUUGGCAAAUAUGCUGAGGAGCUUAUAAAGAAUGCCAAGUACAUUGCCACCCCAGGGAAGGGCAUAUUGGCAGCAGAUGAGAGCACAGGCACCAUUGGCAAGCGUCUAUCCAGCAUCAAUGUUGAGAACAUCGAGUCCAACCGCCAAGCUCUCCGUGAACUUCUCUUCACCUCCCCCAAUGCCCUAACCUACCUCUCAGGUGUCAUUCUCUUCGAGGAGACCUUGUACCAGAAGACCACUGAUGGCAAACCCUUCGUCGAAGUCCUCCAGGAAAACAAUGUCAUUCCAGGUAUCAAAGUUGACAAGGGUACCGUUGAGUUAGCCGGAACAAAUGGAGAAACUACAACUCAGGGCUUUGACUCUCUAGGAGCUAGGUGCGCACAGUACUACAAGGCCGGUGCACGGUUUGCCAAGUGGCGCGCCGUGCUCAAGAUUGGACCCACUGAGCCCUCUGAAUUAUCUAUUCAGCAGAAUGCACAGGGGUUGGCUCGCUAUGCAAUCAUCUGCCAGGAGAAUGGACUGGUGCCAAUUGUUGAGCCAGAGAUUUUGACUGAUGGGGACCAUGACAUCAAGAAAAAUGCAGCUGUCACUGAAACUGUGCUUGCAGCAGUUUACAAGGCUCUCAAUGAGCAUCAUGUUCUUCUUGAAGGCACACUCCUUAAGCCCAACAUGGUCACACCAGGCUCUGACAGCCCAAAGGUUACACCCGAGGUGAUUGCUGAGUACACAGUGACUGCACUGCGCCGGACAGUCCCAGCAGCAGUGCCUGGGAUUGUGUUUCUGUCCGGAGGACAGAGUGAGGAGGAGGCAACGCUGAAUCUGGAUGCAAUGAACAAGUUGGAUGUGUUGAAGCCAUGGACUCUUUCGUUCUCGUUUGGGCGAGCUUUGCAAGCAAGCACACUCAAGACUUGGGGUGGGAAGAAGGAGAAUGUUGGGAAAGCUCAGGAGACAUUCUUGACAAGGUGCAAGGCUAACUCACACGCCACUCUUGGAAAGUACGGUGGAGGAAGUGCUGGUGGAUUGGCUUCUGAGAGUUUGUUUGUUAAGGGAUACAAGUACUAGUUGUAGUACUAGACCUUUGACUAUAUGGGGGUUUGGGAAUGGGACUUAUAUAUCAAUUGUAAACUUGUAUUUAAUUUUGUCCAAAAAAAAAACCUAAAACUUGUAAUUUCUCUCUUUUCCAAAU